GCAACCAUGUCGGCGGCCGCGCGCAGACGUCAGGCUUCUGGCGUGAAGGGAGAAGCCCCCGCCGCCGCCGCCGAAGCAGCAGCAGCUCGCGGAGAUGAUGAGCUGGGCAUGGCGGCGGCGCCCAGCCUCACCGUCUGCCUCAAGCUUCUGGCGGCUGCCUUCUACGGCUUCAGCUCCUUCCUCAUCGUCGUGGUCAACAAGAGCGUCCUCACCAGCUACGGAUUUCCUUCUUCGCUGUGUGUGGGACUAGGCCAGAUGUUGGCUACGGUGGUUGUCCUCUGGGUGGGAAAGGCACUCAGGGUGGUGAAGUUUCCUGACUUCGACAGAAAUAUACCUCGAAAGACUUUUCCACUACCUCUCCUGUAUUUCGGGAACCAAAUCACAGGACUGUUCAGCACAAAGAAAUUGAACCUGCCAAUGUUUACAGUCCUGAGACGGUUUUCCAUUCUGUUUACAAUGUUUGCAGAAGGAAUUCUACUCAAGAAGAAAUUUUCUUGGAGGAUUCAGAUGACAGUAUUUGCAAUGAUAAUUGGUGCAUUUGUAGCUGCAAGUUCUGAUCUGGCAUUUGAUCUGGAAGGCUAUGUGUUUAUCUUGAUUAAUGAUGUAUUGACAGCUGCAAACGGUGCAUAUGUAAAACAGAAACUAGAUUCUAAGGAGCUGGGAAAAUACGGCCUUCUAUAUUACAAUGCACUGUUUAUGAUUCUCCCUACCUUGGCCAUUGCCUAUUUUACAGGAGAUGCGCAAAGGGCAAUGGAAUACAAAGGCUGGUCAGACACACUUUUCCUUAUACAGUUUACGCUGUCAUGUGUAAUGGGGUUUAUUUUGAUGUAUUCCACAGUACUUUGUACUCAGUAUAAUUCUGCCCUUACAACUACAAUAGUUGGUUGUAUUAAGAAUAUUUUAAUAACCUACAUCGGAAUGUUCUUCGGAGGGGAUUAUAUUUUCACAUGGACAAACUUUGUAGGGCUAAAUAUCAGUAUUGCUGGAAGCCUGGUGUAUUCUUACAUCACCUUUACAGAAGAGCAACUGAACAAGCAGUCUGAAGUUAGCAUCAAGAUGGACAUUAAAGGGAAAAGCUCUGUAUGACAAAAGGGUCACUUACCAACAGUAACUCUUGAUUUUCAGCCGUGAUUGCUGACAAAUCACUAGAAUGUGCAGUAUUUCUGGAUAGAAUUGUAUGUGCAAAUGGAGAGUACCCAAUAUGAAGAUUGCUCGCUGCCUUUUAGAAUGAGAUAUUUAACUGAUAGCACAAAAUAUACAGCUGGUUGUUAACACUAGGCUGAAAGGAAUAAGGUUUAAAGUCACCAUCUGUGAAGAAAAAUACUUUUAAUGCUCUAUAGCAUUUAUAAUCUUGAGUGGAGCAAGAAAAUGUGUCCUACAUAUUUCAAAAUGAACUGAGGCUAUUGUGCUAAAAGGUUCAGAUUCAGUUCACUCAGCAUAAGAUAGCAAACAAUUUCUCAAAGAAAUGCAGUAUAGACUGUAGUAACUAGGGAUGCAAUUCAGAUCACUUAAAUCCCAAUGGAAACAACUUUUCUGCCCACAGUAAAGUAUUAUUAACUUCAGCAGUAUUUAUACCUAAGAGGCUUGUAAAGCACAAUAGUUAAGUGGGAUAUUUGAGCCAAGGGAAGUAUAGGAUAUUGCAGAGCAAUGCAGGCCAAAUCUUAAAGCCUAGCAAGACUUCUAUUGUGCCUAAAAUUGGACAGCAAGAAUAAUUUCUGUUGAAUAAGAAAAUGAUUUAAAUCAUUUUCUUAUUCAAGAAUCGGCAAGAACAAAUGGAUUCCUUUGGCAAGGAAUUCUUUUCAUAACAUUGUAAUGCCCCCAGUAUGAAUCCCCCUUUAAACUCAGACUCAUCUGCUAAGUUAUAAGCAAGUUAUAACUUAGGGACUAAGUAGCUAAAGAAGAUUCAGAUGUAAAAGAAUAUUGAACCAGUGCCAUGCAAAUACAGUUAUUUGUAAUAAUUAUAUUUAAUAAAGUUAUUUGUAAUAUUUACAUUUUUGCCCACCUGGGUACUUCCACCCUGUGUAUCCAAGACUAACAAACUGACAGAGGUUAGAGAGGCCGAAACUCCCAAGUUCUAUUAGAAACUGUUUUUAACAGCAUUUUUCUUAAGAAAAAUGGUAAAGUUCUGAAAAUAGAGACAUUUUUGUAUAAAUUUAGAUUGAGAAAUUGAGGAACACAAGGUCUAUAAAUAUAUUCAAUAUAUUAAUUCUGUCUGUUAAAAACAAGAGUGUUACAGCUAAUCUGUAAGUGCCAGAGAUUUUAAAUGCCUUUAACUAAAAUGCAAAAUAGAAUUGGCUUUGCUAAUUAGGGAAGCAUCAGAUUAUAUAGGUAGAGAGAUCACCAACAAUUUCAUCAGGUGUGGAAGAGAAAUUUCAAGAUCUGCAGCCAACAGAAGCACUUCAACAUAAAUAGGAACUUUGCUGCCUGCCCACACAUGCUAAUGGCACUAAAGCCAGAUGAGGCAACAGCCAGCCUCUUCUCAUGAGCCAGAUGAAUGGGUUCUAAUCUAGACUCCAUGGUGAAAAUGUUCCAAGAUGGUAGCUCAUUCACAGGCUGUUUUCCUUAACUUUGGUUAAAGGGCAGCAACAAGACAAUUUGCAUAAAUCAUCCUAAACCACCAAAACCUCUGCAUCCAAACUGCAAACCUAGCUUGGAAGCUAAAACUUUGGACCAGCAAAAACUAACACAUUCCAUACUUAACUUUACAUACCACUUCAUACAUUCGGGACUUGGUGUAUCAUGUUCCUUCAAGCAUCAUUUAGUAAUGCACAGUACAGUGGUACCGCGCAAGACGAAUGCCCUGCAAGACGAAUUUUUCGCAAAACGAAUUGACUCGCGGAACGAAUUAAAUUCGUCUUGCAAGGCACCACUGUAUUUAAGGAACCUUGGCUACAGUUAUUAACCCCUAUGUCUUAUGCACCUUUUAUCAAACGGAGGUUGGUGAUGCAACUAAGACUAAUACUGAGAUUUACCUUUGCAGUCCCAAAAGAAGCAAUUUAUCAGAUUGGUUUCUUUGGGUGUAGGUCAUCUCCUAGUUGAUGACAUUUACCAAUGAUUUUUACAGUGAUUAAACUUCAGUACAUGUUCAUUUCCAGAGUAAAGCUCUCUAUUCAAUCCAGAUUCUGCACUUUAAAAAAGCUGAAUAAUGUGACAUAAAUUAUGCAAUUACUAUUUUGCAAAGUUUAGGGAAGUUUCAUUUGUUGGAGAAGCAAAGAGUUAAACCAGGAGUUGAAGCCAAACUCCCAGCAACUGGAAAUGUUCCGCCAGUAAACAGAUUUUUGAGAUUGUAGAGGACAAGGCCUGGUGCACUUUCAAGCAUAAUUUGAAACAAGGGUGUGUAUUAUCUAAUGCAACAUAAAAAUGGCCCAGCUUGCACAUAAUAAAUCAUAGUUAAUUGUGUACUGUGAUUACACAGAUUGCUCAUCCUCUCUAGCACCAGUGAUCCCCAGUAAGUGUUAAGCUCAUGCCAGCAAUCCUGGGAAGGCAAAUCCAACACUCAAUGUGCUUGGAUGUAAUGCCAGGGUUCAUGAUCGGUUACUCCAGGGGUCCCCAAACUACGGCCCCCGGGCUGGAUGUGGCCCAAUCGGCCUCCCAAUCCGGCCCGCGACGACCCCCGCCGCCCGCUGCCGCCACCUGCUCUUACGGCGCGUGGCGCGGCGACGAUCUUAGAAAUCGGCAAAAAAUCGCCGAAAAUCCUUUGUGCGCAUGCGUAUGGGCCUCUCCCGACCCAGAAGAGAUCAUUUCCGAUGCACUUCUGGGUCGGGGGAGGCCCAUACGCAUGCACACAAGCGAUUUUUUCCCGCCCGUGUGCGUGUGCGCACGGGCGCACACUCCCCCGCCCUCCGGCCCGCCGCGCGGCGGGCACCAGCCCACUGCACGGUAAGUCUGGGGACCCCUGGGUUACUCCUUCCAAUGUUAGGGGAAGAGCUUUAGUUACCCAUUCAGACUAAAACAUACUGAUGCGCAAACACAACCUUCAUAUAUGCACACACAUAGAAUUGUAGAGUUGGAAGGGACCACAAGGAUCAUCUAGUCCAGGCAUCCCCAAACUUCGUCCCUCCAGAUGUUUUGGACUGCAAUUCCAUCUUCCCUGACCACUGGUCCUGUUAGCUAGGGUUCAUGGGAGUUGUAGACCAAAACAUCUGGAGGGCCGCAGUUCGGGGAUGCCUGAUCCAACCCCCCUGCAAUGCAGGAAUCUUUUUGUUCAACAUAGAGCUUGAAGCCAAUACCCUCAGUCAAAUUAUAUAUUGUCUCUGGAAUCUGCAUCUGCAGCCGUUACCCUUUUCUCUGCUUCUAUGGCAUUGGUAUGCAUGUUGCAGAACAUUGGGAAAAACCCUUUAUAAACCUUAGUAUGUUUCUCAGUGUGUGAUGCCCUUUUCCACCCAUUUCAAAAAAACCCACCUUUCAAUGCUUUGAAUAUGAACACGCCUUAUCCAAAAGGAAAAAUCCACAUGCUGUUGGCUACUGAGAAGAGACUUAAAAAGGAGGUAAAUUUUAACAUAUACAUUAUGGGCUGAAAACAGGAGAUACUAGAUACAUAAAUACUAAAGAGCCACCUUGAUCUGAAGCUGCAUGUUACAGUUUAAUUUAAUUUAAUACAGUUUAAUUUACCCUGUUCCCAUUCAUUACCUCAAUAUAUUGUGUGUUCAUGCGCACACGUGUGUGCACACAUAUAUUGAACACUGUAUAUAACCCCCAGUUGCACACUUCAUACAUACUUGCUUUUUAGAGAGUUGGGCUUCUACAGCUGCAAUCACUGGUUGCAAACCAAUGGAAAGAACAUGCCAGAAAGUCAUGUUGCACUAAUGCCAUUCAUUUCAGUAGAGUCCUGUAGCUUCUUUUUGGGCCUCAUUGAAAUGAAUGAUGUGUAUCUUUUUUGUUGGAUUUGUACCAUGUACAAUCAUGGUAGCAGUUACCUAUAGCCACUUUAUAAUACUUCACUUUCCAUACCAACUUCAAAUCUAAACAACUGAGAAUUCUGCCUAAGUAUUCAUUUUUUUAGGAAAGAGUAUACUGGCUUCUUAUGCAGAAUACAAGGCAUUCCAUUCACUUCAAACAAACACCACAUAAAUUUUACAACUAGCAAUUAUGUAUGGUAUUACUCACCACGUCAUUACUUGUCUACUUCCCUUGCACAAGAGUCCUGCCUAAAAGUACGAAACGCUGCAAAACACAAGUUCAUAGAGAAUAAUAUAUGUAAAUAUUUGUGCAAAUAAAAGUAUUUGCAUGGCCCAACUACAGAAAAUGUCCUCUAUGUAUAAUGAACUCCUGAUACAAUCAAAUUCUUGCAUUUCUUUUCUCUUUAAUCUGCUGUACUGAGGCAGUUGCUCUCAGGGUAUUUGUUACAGAGAUUUUUUUUAAAAAAAUCAUGUAAAAUUGUUCUGAAUGCAUUUGCAUUUCAUAAAAACUUUGCAGUGCCAAGUUCUAGAAGAUACUACAUACACUGGGAAGGUAAAUAAAAUUCUUACUAGUUUAUUUUGUAUGCUGUUAAUUUUCCUCUUAACUAUUUUCCUAAAUAGAAUUUAUUUAUGAGAUUGAGAAUUCUAGCAUUAAGGGUCAACUUUUUUU
Molecule: messenger RNA, 5568 nt
Organism: Zootoca vivipara (common lizard)
Lineage: Eukaryota; Metazoa; Chordata; Lepidosauria; Squamata; Lacertidae
Gene: SLC35D1
Product: solute carrier family 35 member D1
Source: RefSeq, a predicted model, not a curated record